Messenger RNA from Spea bombifrons (plains spadefoot toad), 2168 nucleotides. RefSeq names its product alkaline phosphatase-like. NCBI's taxonomy places the organism in Eukaryota, Metazoa, Chordata, Amphibia, Anura, Pelobatidae. Gene Ontology annotation, biological process: dephosphorylation. The record is from RefSeq and is a predicted model, not a curated record. The transcript is spliced from 11 exons. Gene Ontology annotation, molecular function: alkaline phosphatase activity. The coding region runs from base 392 to 2002 and encodes 536 amino acids. Gene Ontology annotation, cellular component: plasma membrane.
CAAACCUAUAGUUUGGUAAAUACAUGCAUUUUAUUUGCAAAAACAAUUUUAGAAUUGUCCAAAAUGGAUAACUUUAAUUCUACAGAGCACCGUACUAAACUCAAGCACACCAAAUGUUUUGCAUAUCCAGAAAUGAGGAACUGGGUAGUAUGGAUGGACAGUCGCUUCAAAAGAGAGGGGUAGUUGUUAGAAUACAGGAGUAUGUUUGAAGUUUGAACCCUUGAGUGUAAGAUAAUGGCAGAGGAUCACCACUGUACAGAGAAAGGUGCCUUAUGGUCCAAAGGUAAUUUUGUACAUAUGAUAGCCAAGCAUAUAUAUAUAUAUGUGUGUGUGUCUUAUGUCUAAGAGACCGAACACAAGUAAUCAGCAAGUGGAAUAGCAGCUGGCAGAGAUGCAGUGGACGUAUUCAGUUGCCUGUUUUGUGGUAACGUCAGCCUUUGUCAUAGUCCCAAACUGUGUGGCUCAGGCUGUGACCUCAGGGGCAACUGUUGAUCCAUUGGAAACUGAGAAAACGACCCAGUAUUGGAACAACCAGGCCAAGGAAACUUUGAUUACAGCUCUAAAUCUGACACCUAUCACCAACCGGGCCAAGAAUCUCAUUCUGUUUCUUGGAGAUGGAAUGGGCGUCCCCACCAUAACGGCAGCCCGCAUAUACCAGGGGCAACUCAGAGGAGAAUCUGGAGAAGAAAAUAUUAUGACAAUGGAAAGGUUUCCUCAUGUGGCACUUUCAAAGGUAUACAAUGUAGAUGCUCAGGUUCCAGACAGCGCAGGUACAGGGACAGCGUAUCUGUGUGGAGUGAAGACCAACAGCGGAAUUCUGGGUUUAACCGCUGCUGCACAAUACGGGGUCUGCAACUCCAGCCACGGGAAUGAGGUGAAAUCCAUACUACACAGAGCCAAGCAAGCAGGUAAAUCUGUGGGUAUUGUUACCACCACUCGUGUACAACAUGCUUCUCCAGCAGCAUCCUACGCCCACAGUGCAAACCGUGAAUGGUAUUCUGACAAUGAGAUGACUUCAACCAUGAUCAACAAUGGCUGUAGAGACAUUGCAUACCAGCUGGUGCACAACACAGAUAUAAAUGUCAUUCUAGGAGGAGGGAGAAUCUACAUGAACCCAAAGGGGACACCAGACCCCGAAUACCCAACUAGCUUAUCGAGCCAAGCUGUCCGAAAAGAUGGUCUGAAGCUGGUAGACAUGUGGCUAAGCAAGAGAGAGAAUGCCAGAUACGUGUGGAAUAAACAAGAUUUUGAGUCGGUGGAUGAAAAUACAACAGAUUACCUAAUGGGGCUGUUUGAGCCAAAGGACAUGAAGUAUGAGCUGAGUCGUAACCCUGCUACAGAUCCAUCACUCGCUGAGAUGACUGAGAAGGCCAUCAGGAUUCUGAGCAGGAAUCCAAACGGCUUCUUCCUCUUUGUAGAAGGUGGUAGAAUUGACCAUGGUCACCAUGAUGGGAAUGCCAAGCAGUCAUUGACUGAGGCGGUGGAGUUUGAUAAAGCUAUCAAAAGAGCUGGGGAACUCACAGAAGAAUCUGAGACGCUGACUGUGGUGACUGCCGACCACUCGCAUGUCUUCUCUUUUGGCGGCUAUACAGACCGUGGCAACAGCAUCCUUGGACUGGCCCCAUUACGUGCCAAUGAUGGCAAACCCUACACCAGCGUGUUAUAUGGCAAUGGACCUGGGUAUAAGAUUUCAAAUGGCGUACGAGAGGAUAUCACCAACAUUGAUAUAAAAUCGGACAAUUAUAGACAGCAGGCAGCAGUCCCACUUGUAUCUGAAACACAUGGCGGUGAGGAUGUGGCUAUCAUGGCUAAAGGCCCCUUUGCCCACCUCUUCCACGGCAUCCAUGAGCAGAGCUAUAUUGCUCAUGUUAUGGCAUACGCAGCCUGUCUGGAGCCCUAUGCAGACUGUAAUGUGGGCGAUGUAAAGUCAGGCUCUACCAUCAACUUAACCACCUUGCUGCCUUUGCUCACCACAUGGAUAACUCUAGUGCUCUGUUGGUAAUGGCACAUGUGUAAUCAUUAUUUUCUUGAAUAGUUAAUUGUAUGACAAUGACUUUAGUAUUUUGAUCUAAGGUUCCCAGAUACUGCCACAAAAUCAGAAAGAUAUUUCAAUAAUAGUCCGAAUAUAAGAUUAUAUAUUUCAUCAAUAAAAUGCUUUCAUUUUAAAA